Astyanax mexicanus (Mexican tetra) is the source of this 6746-nucleotide messenger RNA. It is a transcript of the gene spns2, whose product is annotated as spinster homolog 2 (Drosophila). Lineage: Eukaryota; Metazoa; Chordata; Actinopteri; Characiformes; Acestrorhamphidae. The coding region runs from base 373 to 1893 and encodes 506 amino acids. Gene Ontology annotation, biological process: sphingosine-1-phosphate receptor signaling pathway; lipid transport; transmembrane transport. Gene Ontology annotation, cellular component: membrane. Gene Ontology annotation, molecular function: sphingolipid intramembrane carrier activity; transmembrane transporter activity. The record is from RefSeq and is a predicted model, not a curated record. The transcript is spliced from 13 exons.
GCUGCUCGCGCACUGCCCAGCUCGCGCACCUCUCCUCACUGUGCACUGACUGAUUGUGAAGGUUCAUUGGUGGGAGCGCGUAGCACUACCGAACGACGGACCGAGCACGAGCGAGCGCGAGCGAAGCUAGUAAAGACCCCAGACACGCCCCCUCCUCCCUCGCGCUCCUCCGCGCCGCUGAUACACUCACACAAGGCACGAGAAGGCACUACUGGAGAGAGGAGCAGCGCGAGGACACUGCACUGCAGCAGCGCACCGGCGGAUACUGACUCUGUGCAUCCCGGCACCGACAGCCAGCCUCCUUCUGUCUCGUGCGUCUGUUGCAGUAGUUAUUGCCGCACGCGCAAACACACACUCACACAAACCCGCAGCAUGUGCGUAGACAGCGCGGGCUGCGAGCUCGAGGCGUGCAGCAGCUCGGACGAGGUCCACACGCUCUCCGGCAGCAUGAGCGCCGCGCUGAAGCCGAGCGCGCGCGAGCUCCGCGCCUGCUCCCCCCGGCAGCGCUGCUGCGCCGCGCUCGAGCGCCUCCGCUCGCCAACCGCGGCCGCCGGCAUCCUCAGCUUCGGCAACGUCCUCAACUACCUGGACCGAUACACCGUAGCCGGUGUGAUGCUCGACAUUAAGCAACACUACAAAGUUAGCGAUAGCGGCGUCGGCCUGUUACAAACAGUUUUCAUCUGCAGUUUCAUGGUGGCUGCACCCAUCUUCGGCUACCUUGGUGACCGAUUUAACAGGAAGGUCAUCCUGAGCUGCGGGAUCUUCUUCUGGUCGGCCGUGACGCUGCUGAGCUCCUUCAUCACCAAAGAGUACUACUGGCUGUUUGUGCUGUCCAGAGGUCUGGUAGGGAUUGGAGAGUCCAGUUACUCCUCUAUCUCUCCUACCAUCAUCGGGGACCUGUUCUCCAGCAAUAGCAGAACCAUUAUGCUCUCUGUCUUCUACCUGGCCAUUCCACUGGGAAGUGGUCUCGGCUACAUCCUGGGAUCCAGCGCGAAGGAUGCUGCAGGGGACUGGCACUGGGCUCUGAGGGUGUCUCCUCUGCUGGGAAUGAUUGCUGGAAUGCUCAUCCUGCUCUUUGUCCCUGAACCCAAGAGAGGCAGCUCUGACCAGCCGAGCAGCCGCAUGAAAUCCCGCACCUCCUGGGUCUGCGACAUGAAGGCCCUCGGCAAGAACCGGAGUUACGUGUUUUCAUCCCUGGCCUCAGCAGCUGUGUCGUUUGCGACAGGGGCUUUCGGCAUCUGGAUCCCACAGUAUCUGUUCAGAGCUCAGGUGGUCCAGAAGACCGCCGUCAGCUGUACCGUCCAGCCCUGCAGCAGCAGAGACAGCCUGAUCUUUGGGGCUAUGACCUGUGUGACGGGUUUGCUGGGCGUGGUCAUCGGCGCCGCCACCACGCGGUUCUGCCGCCAAAAGACGGAGCGAGCCGAUCCACUGGUGUGUGCCGUCAGCAUGCUGGGCUCGGCCAUCUUCAUCUGCCUCAUCUUCGUCGUGGCCAAGAAGAGCAUCGUAGGAGCUUAUAUCUGCAUCUUCAUAGGAGAAACGCUGCUCUUCCUGAACUGGGCCAUAACGGCGGACAUUUUAAUGUACGUUGUCAUACCAACCAGAAGAGCCACUGCGGUAGCCUUUCAGGGUUUCACUUCUCAUUUACUGGGGGAUGCUGGGAGUCCGUAUCUAAUAGGCCUGAUAUCAGACGCUCUGCAGAAGAGCUACGCUACGUCAGUGCUCUGGCAGUUCCUGAGCUUAGGCUACGCCCUCAUGCUCUGCCCCUUUGUCAUCGUCCUGGGGGGGAUGUUCUUCCUUGCCACCGCCCUCUUCUACCUCGACGACCGCGACAAGGCCGAGUCACAGACGAACCAGCUCUCUCGAUCGCCAUCCACAGUAAAGGUCACCAAGUAGUCGCAGGAUUGGAGUGGGUGGACUGAAGAGAAAGAUGAAGGUCUGGUUGAGAUGAAGAGGAAAAAAUAACAAAAAGAAGUUUAGCGGUCCCAGCGGACGCCCAUGCUGCACACCACCACUACUGCUACUACCACCACCAUCCAUACUACCACCGUCCAUAAUCUUCACUGCUGCCGUUCUCUUUUGUCCACCGUGCGGAGGCUGACCUGAACUUGAGCCAAUGAGACGCCUCUCUCGCUUGCCCAGGAAUAGAAGUUCAAGUCCCACUGAUAAGAUGAGAUAAGAGGAAGCAGCAUGGGAUGCUGGAACAGCAGCAGCCAAUCAUCAGCUAGUGGGCACAGCUUACAUAUUGAUAUAAUAUUAAUGUACAGUUAAAAGUAAAAUAUUUGAAGGCCUAUUGUCGGGGUAAGGGUGGGACUAAGAGUGAGUGGGAGGGAUUAAGAGGAUAAUGGGAGGGGCUUGGGAUAGGGGGUUCAUACUGUAACCUCCUUAGUGCCAUACUACUGAACACGGACACGCAUUCUGUCCUGUCACGCUGCCUGUCAAUCUGCACCAAGUGCCAUAGCAUCACAUUCCAAUACGGGUCCAGUCCACACCUACAGCCAGCAGUCAGAGGUCACUGAUUGGCCGCAAUUUUGUAAAUACGGAUAUGAAGGAAUAUAUGGUCUUUCAGAUUUGGUCUCAAGGAAGACUGGCUGUACGGUUAGCCUGCUUUAAUAACGCCGCCGGCACAGGCAAACGUCUGGUCCCUGUUCAUUUUCCUUGCUUGUGUCUUGUCGUUUUUUUUAUUUUUUAUUUUGCGUUUUUCUUUCUUUCUGUCUUUCGUUCGUUGUCUUAGCACUUACUGAUGAUUUUGAAUGCAGUGCCAGUUUUAAACAAUGCAGUCAGCCAACAUAAUCAGCACCAAUCUCGUAAGUUUAUUGUUUAUUUUGAUAUAUUUACCAGAUGUGCAUAUAAUUAUGAAAUUGAUGAAUAUUAUGAAACCUGAGGUGUUUACCUAUGAUUGUUUCAGAGGGGUAGCUGGGUUAAAAAAAAACAUAUAUGAGUAAUGAGUUACGUAGAGAAACACUGGAGUGUAAAUAUUUUAAACUUUUUUAACUUUGUAAAAAAAAAUGUGCAUUUUUUUUCUGAACUUUCUACCAAAUUUUCACGAAAUCAUGAAGAAUUGCUACACACAAUGUUAGAAAGCUAGGACUUAGAUAGGACGUAGCCACCUCAGAUAACAUGCCAAGUAAAAAAAUAAAAAAUAAGUCAGGAACAGAAAGUGCAGAAAAAGUUUGAAGUCUACUACUGGAUGCUGUAGUAGCGGCCUACCUUGUGAUAGAGUACGUUCACACAGCAGGUGAUAAUGAGCCAAAUCUGAUGUUUAUUUUAAGCUGUUCACCAUAUCUUUUAUCUUUAAUGUGACUCGUAUCUGAUGUUUGUCUUAACAAACAUUUGUUUCCACUGUAUAACCUAUGCUUAUAUGCUCUAAAGAGCAAUGCUUUACGUGAAGUUUCGGUUUCGUCUUUUUCAUCAGAAUAACAGGAGCUAUACAUGUAAAAAUUACACAUUAUUCAGUCACUUCCACAUAUCAUACUUCAGUACCAAAAAAAUCUGAAUUAUAAAUAUCAGAUUAAUUAGGUUUUUUGCCGUUCACACACAAACGACACAUCUGUGUCAUAUAUGGUGAAAAAGAUCCGAUUUGGGCCACUUUUACCUGCUGUAUAAACGUAGCCAUAGUGUUUUCCUUUAAGUGCUUCUUCACAGAGCAGCAUCUAGCCCACAGACCCACGAAAACAGAGAGACUUGUUUCCAUUGGACAAAGGAUAAGAUUCACAAAGUCUCUAUAAGAAUGGCUAUCUUUGUGCACUAGGCUCCUAUAUCGUUCAUUUGUAGAGAUCCCCUUUCUAAAAGGGAGAAAGAGAGAGAACCUGAAUAAAGGAUAAGGAUCUUGCUCACUCAAAAGUUAAUUAGUUCGCGAAAUCCAUCCAGGGAAAAAAGGAAUUCCUUCGGUUCUGAGCUUAAGUCGAAUCAGUUUAUUUUACUAACUGACAAUAUUGCAUUUGGUUUAUGUUACAGUAGGAUUAUGAACGCUUAGAAAAACAGAAAAGAAAAUAAGGUAUUGACCACUUUUGGCCAAAUCUUAGGAGAAAAAAAAAUCACAAAUUAUUUUAAUAUCUCAACAGCUUUUAAAUGAUGUGAACUUUUCCAUGUUUAGAACACUAAACAGUAGAUGUGAAUACCUAAAAAACUUACUUUACACUUUACACAGAAAGGCAGCAUUUAUAAGGCUACAAGACAUCUGCAUACGGCCUUCAUGGUAACUGAUUUAAACCUACAUGAACUUUCAUUUAGUUACAUCCUAUAGAGUAAAUGUUCUACUUUACCUUUAAUAUCCAUGACAAAGAUUAGGUUUUCACACCCACCACCACCCUGUCACAUCCCUUUAAUUCAGUCAUAUCUUUCUCAGUGCUAGCUCCACUUAUCAGAGGGGUCUGGGCUUCUAGCUUAAAGGAGAAGCCACCUUAACCCCAGCCUGGAGUUCUGUCCCUCUUAGAGUUUAGUCUCCUGGACAAAAAAAGCUGUGCCUUGUCCAGUCUCCUGUACAAGAGGUUGUUUUUAAAGCUCCUUUUAUCAAAGGGGGCAGGUCUCUGCUUCUAGUUUAAAGCACAAUUCAUGUGAACACCUUCCCAAAUUUCUCUAAAUUCCUUCCCUCUUACAGGCCAGUCUCCUGGAAAAAAGGCUUGUUUUAACAGAUUGUGAGGGAUAACUGUAGUCUGAAGCCCUCCCUUUACCCCAUCUAACAUCCGAUAAAUGCCCAUCUAAACAUGCCAGAGUUAUGGUUAGGCUUUUACACCAGGGGUCGGCAAUAGGUGGCCCGCAAGCAUGAAACAUCUGGCCUUUGAGGCUGUUUGAACUAUAAUGAACGAUAAUAAUAGCAAUUGGGUACAACAACCCUCUGGGCUGGAGAGCUACUAGUAUGUAGCACUUCAUCCUAUUACACUUCAUUUCACCACCCUCUCAAGUCAUUUCUCUUCUAGUUCUAGUUCCAUUUAUCAGGUCUUCUAGCUCAGAGCAGAAGCCUAAUAAACUUCAGAGCAAAAUAAAAAAGUUAAUACCUUCCCUUUUACAAAAUAUUUGUCUCCAAGCGAUAUACCAUCUGAAUUGACUUAAAUUGAAGUUAACAGAGAAAAAAACAUAAGUUUGAGAGUAAAAACAUGCCCAAACUUAAAGUUUUUUAGUCCAGUCUCUUGGACACAAGGCUAGUUUGGCCAAAAAAUAUAAAAUAUUGCAUUUUAAUUGGUGAAUAUUGUGAGAUAACUUAUAAGUUUGGUAAGAGGAACAUGCCUAAAACCUGCUUCUUAAGCCAUCUAACCCCAUCUUUUAAAAAUGCCAAUCUCUACAUCUCUGCCAUGGUUUUGACCAGGCUUUCCCAAUGUUCCUACCCUUUCCGUCAUUCCUAGCAUCUGAUCCACUUAUCAAAAGGUGGUCUGGUCAUCUACUUCCUCUUGCUCAGAGCAGAAGCUACCUUAAAUCAUCUGUUAAUUUUUUAAUUUACCCAAGUUUCCUGAGUUUCUUUCCUUGUACAGUCCUGAUAAAGCAAAUACUGUAGGUUCAUGUCAGUUAUCAUGGCGGCUUGUCGAGUAUGCAGGUGUUGAGUAGCGUUCUGAACACUGCUCUUCAGUAGAGCAUCCGCACACUUUGUAUCAAUUUUAGCUGAAGCACUUUUUUUGCCUUGAAAGGAGAAAUCAUGAAUAAUAAGGGAAAUAGGGGAAGCUCACUAGAGUAGGCCGUGUUUACCGUUAUAUUGUGAAAAUAUAUCUUAUUGCUGGUUCUCUAGUCGUUUGUAUGUGAACAAAUGUAAACGGAACAUAUGCAAUUUUCAAUAGGAUCGAAUCGUCAUUUGCUGAUUUACUGAAAAGCUUUCGUAAAGGCAAUAAUUGAUAUAUUUUCACGUUCAUGUUUGAGCUGUAUUAAUAAGACGUUAUUAGGAUUUUUAUCUUGUUCGUUUUGGUGCAUAUCCGUAAUAUUCGGAGACGUCCUUUAACCAAAUGGAAAUGAUGUGUCUUUGAAGCCGUUGUUGAGCGCAGUCGUCCGCAGUCCGAGACCAGCAGAGGUUCUACCUUUUUUCACAUUGAAAAAAAAAAGAAAAAAGCACCUGGCAUAUGGAUAUGGAUGGAAGCGUUGUUUGUUCUAGGAGGAGAUGAACAGCAACAAAGCUCCAGCAUCAUCCGUAUUGUGGAGGUGUGACUCAUCGCGGAGAUUGAGAGAUUGAGAGGUUGAGAGGGAUUGUGGGAUACCGUCCUCAUUUGCCAGUUAAAUUCUCAGAGCUUUCAUCCGCGCCGGGUGAAAAGCUAUCUGAAUGUGAUCCUGUCCAACGCGUUUACACAUGCAAAUUCAUUUUAAUUAAGCUUCUUUUUUUAGUAAUAUCAUUGUAUUAUCAUUCUUUGUAAGGAUGUCUUCGUUUUCUGUCUUUUCUUUCUUUUUACAAAUAUUAGUUUUAUAUAUAAUGAUUAUAUAAAGAGGGACAGUUAUAUAUAUAUUAUGCAGCGAUUUUAAUAUAUUGUAAACUACAGCUUUGAUGCAAUGUAUUUAUUUCUUGUUUAUUUGUUACCAUUUUACAAAGGGGAAAAAACAAUGUCUUGAAUAUUAUGAAUAUUCUAUUCUAUUUUCUUUUCUAUUUUUCUUUUUUUUUAUUGGAGGGGAAAUUAAAGGGGGGGGGUUGGGGUGAAGUGACCCUCCAUGUGUCAUGUUUCAUCGUCAGUUAUGAAUCCUGGAUAGUUUAUAGUUUAUCAUCUCAUCACAGUCUCUAUAAAGAACUGCGCUUCUUCACAUAUAGACACACACAGACACACACACUCAUAAAUAAA